CACACAAACUUCUGAUGAAAAGAAAGAGUGCACAAUAAAAAGCCCAAAAUGAACGUCCAUUUUCUUACGAGCCCUCUCCUCUGUAAAUCGUGGUGUUGAUGCCCCAAAGCCCACAACACUCUACCAGAGGUUGCAUAGUCUCUCUUUCUUUCUCUCACCCCGCAACAUCAUCAACGACAACCCGCAACACCAAAACGACCUUUCUCUUUCUACAAAUUUUAGAGAGAGAAACUCAACGCAACCCCAAUUGCUCCACCACGCAAACACACACUUCCUCGCCGAGGGAACAAAACAAAACAAAACCUUCUUCCAUGGCUCUCACAUUCGUUGCCUUACGCGUUAGGUUUUAGGGAAAAUUCGCUAUCGUUGCCCCUCUGAGCGAAGGGAACCUAAUUUCCAAAACCCUAGGAGAGAGGAAUUUCGACUCAGGACGCGCCUGAAUUGUGCCCUAGGUUCUCAUUUCCGCGUUCAGGAGAUUCUUUGAUAAAUGGAAAGUGACACUCUUAGAUAUUAAGAGUGGGAUGCAUGGAUGUGACUCAGGAUCUGUCUUCCUUGUAAAUGCUGAGGUUGAUUCCAUGGGAGGUGUUGUUGAUGGCGGAGUUGGUAUAGGUUUGAAAACCUCUCCGCGUCGAGUUGCUAUUGAGAAGGCUCAGGCAGAGCUCAGACUGGAAUAUGAUGUUCGUGAAGAAAGAAGAAGGGAACUAGAAUUUCUUGAAAAAGGAGGCAAUCCUUUGGACUUUAAAUCAGGGAAUGCUGCUUCGGUUAGUGUUCAGUCUACUUCCCUCACUGAUCAGCAUCAAGAGCAGUUUGUGACCAGUGAAGCAAAAGGUAGUUUUGUAUUGACUGCCUCCCCUCAUGGUGACUCUGUGGACAGUAGUGCUAGACCAGGGGUCCCUUCUCUUAGUGAACCAAAUACUGCUGAUAACCUCUUACUUUUUGACGGUGAAAAUGAGUUGCCUGAAGGAGAAAAGAGGUCUCUACAUUCAACUAAAAGAACUAACAUUGCUCCUUCAGAACAGUCUUCUCGAAUUGGGGGGAGUCAGAAUGCAAAGGAGACUGAAGAUUCUGCUAUUUUCCGGCCAUAUGCACGAAGGAACAGGUCCAAACCAAAUCAUGGUCCUCGUGGGGCUUCAAGAGAUGCAAAGGGAAUGUUAUCUGAUACAAACAAACAGAAGGACAACAAUGUGCUUUCUGUUUCUAAGCCAAAGCCUACAAGUUUAAAUGGGGAGGUACUUUCUAAAGAUCCAACAUCUAAUAAAUCAGUGGAUAAUGAAUUGGAUGGUGUCCAAGCAUGUCAAACAGCUAGUGGCAGUGCUAGUGUUCCUGAGGACAAAUUGGAUAGUGCCGUGAAUAAAAAAUUCAAAGAGGAUCAACGAAUUAUGCCUUCUCAAGAUGAUAUUAUACAAAAUCCAGUUGUCUUGCCUUCUGGGGAAGCUAAAGCAGUUGGAGAAAGGGAUCUGGGGGCAUCAGUUGAUCUUGAGCCUCAGCCUUGUGCAUCUACUAAACAACCUGGAAUUGAAUCUUGUUCUGGCCAACCAAAUGGGUUUGGCAACAUAAAAGUAGACAGGAAAGGUGUAGCAAAUGGAGACCAAAAUUGCAGUGCUGCAUUAGGCAUGAAGAAUUUUGAUUCGGAGUCUUCCUGUGCACAAACUAGUUUAGCUAGAGAUGUAAAUAAUAAUAACAUGUGUAGUAAUUCUAAGAAUAUUGGUGCAAAUGGAAAUACUAUGGAACAAACAUCAGAAUUUGAGAAGAAGCUGAAUUUAACUGGCUAUGAAGUUGUAAAAGAAGGAAUUAAUACCAACACGGGUGAAAGUGGUGCUACUUUGAACAAUGAACAUGCUACUGCUUAUGUAAACCAUUCUGGUAGUGGUAACAUAGUCAAAAGUGAGGAAAACAUCCAUACUAAUGGUUCUUGCAUGCAAAAUAAGGUGAAAGAUUCCUCCAAUAUUAAAGGACUGCCGCACAAUGAAAGCUGCAUAUCAAAUGCUGAUAAAGAGGAAAGGGGUGUUCCGAUGGAUCAGGCUAAUUGUAUCAGGGAAGACAACUGUGAAAGACUUAAAGUUCCUAUGGAUGUGUCAAUUUCAACUCCGCAAAUUGCUCCUGUUGAAAAGGUUACUACUACUGCAUCUGAAUGUCAACCAUGUAGCACACACAACUUGAGGAUACCAGACAAGGCUCAUGAGGAUUCUAUAUUGGAAGAGGCUAAAAUCAUAGAGGUCAAGCGCAAGAGGAUUGCAGAGUUAUCUCUUCGCACAUUGCCAUCACAGAUCCAUAGAAAAUCUCACUGGGGUUUUGUCCUUGAGGAAAUGACAUGGUUGGCGAAUGAUUUUGCGCAGGAGCGUCUUUGGAAGAUAACUGCUGCUGCACAAUUGUCUCAACAGGCAUCCUUUGCUUCUCGGUUAAGAUUUGAAAAACAAAGUAAACAUCUUGGGGUGAAAAUUUUGUCUCACAACAUGGCAAAGGCUGUCAUGCAGUUCUGGAAUUCAAUUGAGCUCCAGUUACUCAAUGAAGCUUCUAGGGACAAGAGGAGCAAUUCCGAGAUGGAUGAACAAAAUACCACUAAACAAGCGGCACAUAAGGUGCAUAGUUAUGCUGUGAGAUUCUUAAAGGACAGUAGAUCUCUUGGAAUUUCUAGUCAAGCAGAAGCGCCGGCAACACCUGAUAAAGUAUUGGACUUGGGCAUUGUUAAUAUGUCAUGGGAUGAUCAUCUUACUGAAGAAAGCCUAUUCUAUACAGUUCCUCCUACUGCAAUGGAAAUGUACAGGAAGUCUAUUGAAUCUCACUUUCUACAGUAUGAGAAAACUGGUAGUAGCAUUCAAGAGGAAGUUGAUACAUCUAUGUAUGAUACUGCAGCAGAGUUUGGGCAUGAAGAGGGUGCAUAUGAUGAGGAUGAAGGAGAAACUAGCACUUAUUAUUUGCCUGGUGUGUACGAGGGUAGUAGAUCAUCAAAAUCAUUGCACAAGAAACACAGGAAUAGAAUGAAGUCUUACACUCCUAAGCCCAGUGAAAUUGGGACCGAUUUGCCUUACGGGCAUUAUUCAACUGGAGCUCAACCAUCCAUCCUUCUUGGAAAAAGGCCAUCCAGUUUAAAUGUUGGAACAAUACCUACGAAACGCAUGCGUACAGCUUCUAGGCAGAGAGUUGUGAGUCCUUUUGCUGUGGUCUCUGGGACAUUACAGGCUCAAGCUAAGACAGAUGCUUCAAGUGGAGAUACCAAUUCCUUUCCAGAUGACCAGAGUACUUUACAUGUUGGACCACAGAUUCAGAAAAGUGUGGAGGUGGAGUCAGUUGGAGAGUUUGAAAAGCAAUUACCUUAUGAUUGUGGAGAAACAUCAGUUAAAACAAAGAAGAAGAAGCCCAAGAAUCUGGGUUCUGCUUAUGAUCAGGGAUGGCAAUUGGAUUCUGUUCUCCUAAGUGAACAGAGGGAUCAUGCUAAAAAGAGAUUGGAUAGUCAUAACCUUGAAUCUAAUGGAGUUAGUGGUUUGUAUGGGCAGCAUAGUGUGAAGAAGAUGAAGACAUCAAAGCAAUCCCUUGAUAAUUUUGACAAUGUUGCUCCGAUAACUAAUUCUAUUCCCUCCCCUGCUGCUUCGCAAAUGAGUAACAUGUCUAAUCCAAGUAAAUUUAUUAGAAUCAUUAGUGGUGGACGAGAUAGGGGCAGGAAAGCGAAAGCACUCAAGGUUUCAGCUGGACAGUCUGGUUCUGGGACUCCAUGGUCACUAUUUGAAGACCAGGCUCUUGUUGUCCUGGUGCAUGAUAUGGGUCCAAACUGGGAGCUUGUUAGUGAUGCUAUCAACAGUACUAUACAAUUCAAGUGUAUAUUUCGGAAGCCAAAAGAGUGCAAGGAGCGUCACAAGAUUUUGAUGGAUAGAAGUGCUGGGGACGGUGCAGAUAGUGCUGAAGAUUCAGGAUCUUCUCAGUCUUAUCCAUCUACACUGCCUGGGAUUCCAAAGCAGGGCAGUGCCAGGCAGUUGUUUCAGCGUUUGCAAGGACCAAUGGAGGAGGAUACUCUGAAGUCUCAUUUUGAUAAAAUUAUCAAGAUUGGGCAGAAGCAACGUUUCCACAGGAAUCAGAAUGAUAAUCAACCAUUAGUACCUGUCCAUAAUUCGCAUGUGUUUGCUCUUUCCCAAAUCUGUCCGAACAACUUGAAUGGGAGUAUUUUGACGCCACUUGAUCUUUGUGACACAAAUCAAACAAGCCCAGAUGGUCUGUCCCUUGGUUAUCAAGGAUCUCAUACUGGUGGUUUACCAAUGUCCAAUCAUAGUUCUGUACCUCCUGUUCAUCCUUCAGCUGGGUUGAAUUCAUCUAUUCCAUCAUCUUCUGGUGUGAAUCUUAGCAAUAACUUAUCAUCAUCUGGUCCAUUGGGGGCCUCUGCCAGGGAUAGUAGAUACGGAGUUUCACGAACUCCACCUUUAUCAGUUGAUGAACAGCAGAGAAUACAACAAUAUAAUCAGAUGUUGUCCAGUAGAAACAUGCAGCAAUCUACCAUUUCCGUGCCUGGGUCUCUUUCAGGAAGUGAUCGAGGUGGUGGGAGAAUAUUGCCUGGCAGUAAUGGUAUGGGCAUGAUGAGUGGGAUCAACAGAAGCAUUACAAUGCCUAGGCCAGGGUUUCAAGCAAUUCCAUCAUCAUCUAUGCUUAGUUCUGGGGGCAUGCUUUCUUCUAGUAUGGUGGGGAUGCCAAGCCCUGUAAAUAUUCACUCUGGAGUUGGUGCUGGACAAAGCAACUCAAUGCUGAGACCACGGGAGACUGUACACAUGAUGAGGCCUGGCCAUAAUCAAGAACACCAAAGACAAACCAUGGUUCCAGAACUUCCGACGAUGCAGGUUACACAAGGAAACAGUCAAGGCAUUCCUGCUUUCAGUGGGAUGAGUUCUGCCUUUAAUAAUCAGACAACUCCACCAUCAGUUCAGUCAUAUGCAGGGCAUGCCCAGCAGCCACAUCAAUUAUCUCAGCAACAGUCCCAUCUCAGCAAUCCCCGUCCCCUUCAAGGUUCAAAUCAUACUACUAAUCCACAACAGGCCUACGCUAUCCGAUUGGCAAAGGAAAGACACUUGCAGCAACAUCAGCGGUAUCUGCAGCACCAACAACAGCAGCAGCAGCUUGCUGCAUCGAGUGCCUUGAUUCAACAUGGUCAGGCACAGUCCCAACUUCCUAUACCAUCCCCUGUGCAAAAUAAUUCCCAGGCACAACCUCAAAAUUCAUCGCAGCAAGUAUCUCUUUCCCCUGUAACACCGACAUCCCCUUUGACUCCCAUUUCUUCUCAGCAACAACAGCAGAAACAUCACCUACCACAUGGUUUCAGCAGGAAUCCCGGUGCUAGUGCAUUGACUAACCAAGCAGCCAAACAACGGCAGCGGCAACCACAGCAGCGGCAGUAUCCACAGCCAGGUCGGCAGCAUCCUAAUCAGCCACAGCAUGCACAGGCUCAACAGCAGGCGAAACUUCUGAAAGGACUAGGAAGAGGAAACAUGGUGGUCCAUCAGAACAACUCUGUUGAUUCUUCUCAUCUAAAUGGGUUAUCUGUACCUCCAGGAAGCCAAACUGUUGAGAAAGGGGACCAAAUCAUGUCCAUGAUGCAAGGUCAAAACUUAUAUCCUGGAUCUGGUAAUCCAAAUCAACCACCCAAGCCAGUAGUUCCUGCUCAUUCUUCAAAUCAUUCCCAGUUGCAGCAAAAGCUACAUUCUGGACCAACAAACACUUCUUUGAAACAACUUCAGCCAGUGGUAUCUGUAUCUGAUAAUAGCAUUCCAGGAAAUGUUUUGUCAGUUACUGCUGGCCAUAUGGCAUCAUCUCCACAGACAGCAGUUGCUUCUAACCAUCAACAACUGCCACUGCAAUCUCAGCCACAGUGUAAGCAAAGUAACCAAACUCAAUCAAAUGUUCAGAGAAUCUUACAACAAAACUGUCAGGUGCAUUCUGAGUUGUCAAACUUGUCUCAAUCUGAUUCACCUAAAGUUGAUCAACAUCCUGCAAACAGUGCUUCCCAAGUUGGUAGAAACACUGCAAUGUCUCCAGGUUGUAUGGAUGCAGCUAGUGUAACUGUUGUUCCUCCUUCUGCAUCUUCUCAGUGGAAAACGUCAGAAUCAUCAUUUGAUUCCAGUGUGGCCAAUCCAGUUACUCAAGCAAGCUCUCUAGGCAGUACAACACAUGUUGGAAAUGAGCAACCGACUAUUAAUCAAGGGAUGGGACCACAACAAUUAUCAACUAGCUUACCUUCUCAUACACAUAAUUCUGGAGGGCAGUGGCAGCAGCAGCCACUGACUCUCCAACAACAAUCUUUACCACAGCCUAUCCCAACUCAACAGUCAUAUCAGUCUCCAGAACAUCAGAAGCAACAGGAGCAGGAGCAGCAUUCUCCAAAAGAUGUAGCUUUGCAACAUCAACCUCAGCAACAAGUGAAACACAAGCAACAGGGACAGAGCAGUUUGCUUAUCCGGCCACCCAAUUCUAAAGUGGAAUGAUGAUGUCUGAUGGAUGGAGCAGCUGAGUGUGCUUGGUUCUGUCUGGAUUGGAGUCUUAUACCCUUUUACUACCAUUGUACAGAUAAUAUAUCUUUUUGAUGUUGGAAUGGUAAAACUAAAGCAAUGUCGAUACUGAAGUUGAGCUUUAUCCGAGGUAUUAAUCUCUUACAGGGCUGCGACCCAAGAAAAACAAAAGAUGAUGCUGGUCAUACAUGAGGGCUUUGGAAUAUGGAGAUAGAUAUCCAUUGUUUUCAGUAGGUCCUGUUAAAAAUUAGGAAAAAUUGUAUUGGUAGGCAUCAUUGCUUACUUAUUCAUUUCACAGGUCUUGUAUAUUACCGCUGUUUUUAGAGGGUAUUUUUACUAUUUUCUUAGGUAAGAGACGAAUAUAGAGGUAUGUGUACAGCGUCGUCUCUUCCUUGUAACCCCCUCCCUACUUUUCGUUUUUUUUUUUUGUCUUGUUUUCCCUGCCCUUGUGCAGAGGAACUCGUUAUUUUUGUUCUAGAUUAGUGAAUGUAUUAUUAGCCUGUUAGAUAAUUGGGAUAGGAAUCAUUUUUAUGAGUAAAAGCCAAUUCAAAGUUUUGUGAAUAUC
Messenger RNA from Vigna unguiculata (cowpea), 7047 nucleotides. Its product is annotated as chromatin modification-related protein EAF1 B-like. Gene Ontology annotation, cellular component: NuA4 histone acetyltransferase complex. The record is from RefSeq and is a predicted model, not a curated record. Lineage: Eukaryota; Viridiplantae; Streptophyta; Magnoliopsida; Fabales; Fabaceae.